AUGGGCUCUCAACCAGACUACAGCCAACCGCCUCUGCGGCUGUCCUUUGCAGGCUUCCUCUGGGACAUGGACGGCACCAUUAUUGAUUCCACACCGGCCAUUGAGAAGCAUUGGCACACGAUAGGGAAUGAGAUUGGCGUCGAUCCCGAGACCAUCCUCAAGACCUCUCACGGUCGCCGCAGCAUAGACACGCUCAAGAUUCUCGCCCCAGAAAGGGCAAACUGGGAAUACGUUGCCAAGGUCGAGGGCCAGCUCCCCGUGCUCUACGCGCACCUCGCCACCGAGAUCCCCGGCGCGCGGGCGCUCCUGGACGGCAUGAUCGCCGCGGCCGCGCCGUGGGCCAUCGUCACCUCUGGCACCGAGCCGCUCGUGCACGGCUGGCUGGGCCGCAUGAAGCUCGCCGUCCCGGAGCACCUCGUCACCGCCGAGUCGGUCCCCGAGGGCAAGCCGGACCCCGCGUGCUACCGCAUGGGCCUCGACAAGCUGCGGCUGGCGGACGUCGCCGGGGAGGUGCUCGUGCUCGAGGACAGUCCCGCGGGCAUCAGGGCCGGCAAGGCGGCGGGGUGCAAGGUGCUCGGGCUGGUGACGAGUCACACGGCGGAGCAGGUGGCGGCCGCGGAGCCGGAUUGGAUUGUCAAGGACCUGACGUCGGUGCGCGUGGUGGGCUCAGAGGGCGGAAGGGUGACGAUUGAGAUUAAGGAUGGGUUGAAGCUGUAA
Molecule: messenger RNA, 717 nt
Organism: Cordyceps fumosorosea ARSEF 2679
Lineage: Eukaryota; Fungi; Ascomycota; Sordariomycetes; Hypocreales; Cordycipitaceae
Product: glycerol-3-phosphate phosphatase
Exons: 3
Coding region: 1-717 (238 amino acids)
Molecular function (GO): sugar-phosphatase activity; beta-phosphoglucomutase activity
Source: RefSeq, a predicted model, not a curated record